UUGGCCUCAGAUGACAGCCGAGGCCCCGCAGUGUGGAUCGGGCUUUCCGGGGUUCAAGCAGCAAGCCUGGCGUGCUAGUGGAGAGCCAAGGAGCACCGAUGAUAAAUUGUUAGUAUAUUUAUGCAGCAUUUGCGUUAAACAACCGGCACGGUGCCUUUCCGGAAAGCGUCCAGAGCGGCACGGCGCUAAGGAUUUCAGUCAACUAAAACGACGGCUAACAGUUCACAGCUAAAAUAGUUAGCCGCAGCCGGAGACAGGUAUGUCUGAAGUUAGUCUUGAGGCUGAGUCGGGGAAGACCUCAGCCGAGGACCCUCAGAUGGAUUGUGAGGAGGCAGACAAAGCAGAGGAGAGCUUGAGUGAGGAAUUAAAGGAGGAGAGUGUAGACAGUAGUGGGGGAGGAGAUGACAAAGCUGAUGUGCUGUAUGACGUUGAUAUUGACAGUGAUGAAGAAAAUGCAGAAGUCAGUGAUAAGGAUGCUAAGGAGGAGGACGGGGGCAUUCAGAGUGAGAAUGGGGUGUCCGACAGUGUAGACAAUGGGGAAGACGAGACAGAACACCACGUUGAAAGAGCUGAAACACCAGAGGAAAGUGAAGACUCUCACACUGAAACAAAGGACAGCACAAUGGCUGAGGACUCCCAUAGAAGCUCAGCUGCUGAGAUCCCAGUCACCAGCAAUGGAGACCUGGAUCAGAGUCCUGAGACAGUGUUUCAGAGGGACUCUUACCCUGGCGGCCCUGGGUCCUUGAACCUUUCAGAGUCUUGUGUCUCCUCCAGUAACUUUGCCUCAACAACAGAGGGCAUCAUUGAAUCAGGACCAUACAAAGGGUCAGCAAGCCUGCCCACGUCUCCCAUGGCACCUGUAGCUCCCAGCUCGGCUGUUGCUAGCCGCCUGGCACGCUCCAACAGCGAUAGUCAGGCUGAGAAAGGCGGCAUGAAAGCUCAGCUGCAGAGUGGAGCGGUGGUCCUUUCAGAUGACUUAAAGAACCCAGCCAUGGAAAAACUGGACCUAGUGAGAAAGUGGAGCAUCAACACAUACAAAUGUACCAGGCAAAUCCUGUCGGAGAAGCUGGGUCGGGGCUCGAGGACCGUGGACCUGGAGCUGGAGGCCCAAAUCGAAGUGCUCCGUGACAACAAGAGAAAGUACCAGAAUGUGAUCAAGCUGGCCCAGACGCUGGCCAGUCAGCUGUCCCAGAUUAUGCAGACGCAGAGGCAGCUGGGCGACGCCUUCGCUGACCUCAGCCUGAAGUCACCAGAACUCCAUGAGGAGUUUAGCUACAAUGCCGACACCCAAAAGCUUUUGUCCAAAAAUGGGGAGACGCUGCUGGGUGCCAUCAACUUCUUCAUCUCUAGUGUGAACACGCUUGUGGACAAAACAAUCGAAGACACCAUGAUAAAUAUCAAGCAGUAUGAAGUCGCCAGGGUGGAGUACGAUGCGUACCGUACAGAUCUGGAGGAGCUGAAUCUGGGGCCACGUGACGCCAACACCAUGCCGAAGAUCGAACAGUCCCAGCAGCAGUUCCAAAUCCACCGUGAGAAGUAUGAGAGGAUGCGAAACGACCUUUCUGUCAAGCUGAAGUUCUUGGAAGAGAACAAGGUGAAGGUAUUGCAUAACCAGCUCAUCCUGUUCCACAACGCCAUAGCGGCGUACUACGCUGGAAACCAACAGCAGCUGGAAGAGACACUCAAGCAGUUCCACAUCAAGUUGAAAAUGCCGGGCGGCGACAGUCCAUCCUGGCUGGAAGAGCACUAAUCACUCCCCAAAUCUUGUUCCAUGGAAACUACAGGAAACUUCCCCCUCCCUCCUCUUUAACUCUACUGUCACCACUUUUCAAACUUUCAGAACUGUCAGUCUUUUAACAAAAAUGCACAAAAGAAAGGAAAAAAACAAAACAAACUCCAACAUUCCGUUUUACUUUUGGUGUUGUAUCAUUUUGUUUCUUUUGUGUAGUUAUUUCAAAUCAUGGCAAACGCACUUUCAGACUGUUCAACGGGUCUGUUGAACAGGAAUUGCUGCAGUAAAUACAUCUGGAAACUCUAAAUGGCCUUUUGUAUUCCAGCGUAUGAAUGUUGCAUCCCAGCACGGUGGACAUGUUGGCUUUCUGAGGGCAGCUAUGGGAUCCAAACGACUGCCAUUUUUACUCAAAUUGUUUAUCAGGUGACUGGGAUGAAAUCUUUAUAGAAGUCGAAUCAGGAAGCUUCUUUUUCAACAUAAAUUCUUCUGUAAUUUGAUAUGAUAUCCAUGUGAUAAAUGGUGCAAAGUUGCAGUUACACUUGUGGCUUUUUUUUUUCUUUUUUCUUUUUUUUACCAGCAAACUCUUGAUUAAGAUUGCAGUUUGACAUUUUGGGAAAUAGACUUUCUUAUUCACUUUCUUACUGAGAUUUAAAUGAGAUGAUCUGUACUCCUCUGUCUGUGCAGUCUGUUUAAGCUUAGCUUAGCAUAAAGACUGAAAACAGGAGGAAAGAGGUAACCUGACUCUGUCCACCGGUUAAAGUAUCUGCCUAAAGCUCAAUAAUACAAAAGCCAAAGUGUAAGAAAUCUAGUUGUGGUUUUCCGGAGAGUUUACGUGCCUUUGGGCAGAGCCAGACCAGCGUCUUCCUCCUGAUUCCUGACUACUGUGACCACCUAACAGAAACCGCAUGAGCAUCCAUCUUCUCUAUUAAGCCUUGCAAAACCAAAGUGUUUUCCCCCAAAAAAGCUAAAACCCCACUCCUUUAAAAAACAAAAACAAAAAUGCUCUCACGUUUUUUGGCUCUUCAUGACAAGCCCUCCAUGUUGUGAUGCAUUUAUGUUGAUGCUACUUCCAAUCAGCGUUACGCUUCCCUGUUUCGUUGCCAUCCAUUCAUGGUGUAUGACAGAAAAGAAUCUCUUAAAUUCCAGAGAAGAUGAAGGACCAGCCUUAUGUGACUAAAUGUGCCUUGAUUUCUUGAAUUUGCCCUUCUUGUCUCCUCCACGCUUUCUCAUGUUAUUGAAAACUUGCGCUCUAGAUACCAGAUUUCAGUUCUGCGUCUUGAUGAAAGAGACACAAAUGCACAAACACACCGCGGAAUGAAUUACACAUAGACCUUGUACAACUUUACAUGUUAAAACACAACACAAAAUAAUAGCUGCAUUUUAAAAGCCUACUCGAGAAAGUCUAUUUGAUUCUAUUCUGCUGUUCUCGAAGAUAUUUAUCCAUAUUGCACAUAUGCACAUUUGAGGCUAAUUACAAAAAACCUUUGUAUGAUGUGUAAGGUGUAAACCAAAAUACAAUUAACUUGUCUUUUGUAAAUUUGAAAGACAAGUUUCCAUCAUUAGGCUUAUAUAAAAUUAUGUUUUUCAAAGGGGACUUGUGUACGCUGGUAUCGAUAAUCAGCUGUCGUGUCCUCACUUUAUGGAUUUGUACUUUUCCUAAGGCUCAUUAUAUCAGUUUGAGAGUGAAUCUUAUACAACAAUCUAUUGUUUCCUUGAAAUAGAUGGAUAUAUAUAUUUGUAAUCUCUAUUUUAUCUUUUAGUACGACCAAUGCUGCCAUUCGGCUUCGUUUUCCUGAAGACCCACAGAAUGAUGCGGCAGCGUACUAGCGGGUGUCUGCCUUUAUAAUAAAUGAAACAUUAACAAAUGUUGAGUUAAAAAAGAUUCUGAAUGUUGUGUAACCUCUUUGGGAAAAUAAAAAAACUUAUUUUCCA
Molecule: messenger RNA, 3664 nt
Organism: Amphiprion ocellaris (clown anemonefish)
Lineage: Eukaryota; Metazoa; Chordata; Actinopteri; Pomacentridae
Gene: arfip1
Product: ADP-ribosylation factor interacting protein 1 (arfaptin 1)
Exons: 10
Coding region: 260-1750 (496 amino acids)
Biological process (GO): intracellular protein transport; regulation of Arp2/3 complex-mediated actin nucleation
Cellular component (GO): trans-Golgi network membrane
Molecular function (GO): phospholipid binding; protein domain specific binding
Source: RefSeq, a predicted model, not a curated record